AUGGAGCUAGACCGCUGGUCUCAGGAGGACAUGCUGACUCUGCUGGAGUGCAUGAAGAAUAACCUGCCCUCCAACGACGGGAGCAAGUUCAAAACCACCGAGUCCCACCUGGAUUGGGAGAAAGUGGCUUUCAAGGACUUCUCGGGGGAGAUGUGCAAGAUGAAGUGGAUGGAGAUUUCUAACGAGGUGAGGAAGUUUCGGACCCUCACGGAGCUCAUUAUGGACGCCGAAGAGCACGUGAAGAAUCCUUACAAGGGCAAAAAGCUCAAGAAACACCCCGACUUCCCCAAGAAGCCCCUGACUCCCUAUUUCCGCUUCUUCAUGGAGAAGCGGGCCAAAUAUGCCAAGCUUCACCCCGAAAUGAGCAACCUGGAUCUCACCAAGAUCCUGUCCAAGAAAUACAAGGAGCUUCCCGAGAAGAAAAAGAUGAAAUACAUCCAGGACUUCCAGCGAGAGAAGCAGGAGUUUGAGAGGAACCUGGCAAGGUUCAGGGAAGAUCACCCGGAUCUCAUCCAGAACGCCAAGAAAUCCGACGUCCCUGAAAAACCCAAGACCCCCCAGCAGCUGUGGUACAACCACGAGAAGAAGAUCUACUUGAAAGUGCGUCCAGAUGCCACCACGAAGGAGGUGAAAGAGUCGCUGGGCAAGCAGUGGUCUCAACUCUCGGAUAAAAAGAGGCUGAAAUGGAUUCAUAAGGCCCUGGAACAGCGGAAGGAGUACGAGGAGAUCAUGCGUGACUACAUCCAGAAGCACCCCGAGCUGAACAUCAGCGAGGAGGGCAUCACCCGCUCCACCCUCACCAAGGCCGAGCGCCAGCUCAAGGACAAGUUUGAUGGACGACCCACAAAGCCACCUCCGAAUAGCUACUCCCUGUACUGUGCAGAGCUGAUGGCCAACAUGAAAGACGUGCCCAGCACGGAACGGAUGGUGCUGUGCAGCCAGCAGUGGAAACUGCUCUCCCAGAAGGAAAAGGAUGCGUACCACAAAAAAUGUGAUCAGAAAAAGAAAGACUACGAGAUUGAGCUGCUCCGCUUCCUGGAGAGCCUGCCUGAGGAGGAGCAGCAGCGGGUGCUAGGCGAGGAGAAGAUGCUGGGCAGCAAUCGGAAAGGGGCGACAAGUCCUGCGUCCAAAAAGUCCUCACCAGAGACCGGCAAGGCCAGCUCAGAGAAGCCCAAACGGCCCAUCUCCGCCAUGUUCAUCUUCUCGGAGGAGAAGCGGAAGCAGCUGCAGGAGGAGCGGCCGGAGCUGUCGGAGAGCGAGCUGACCCGGCUCCUGGCCCGCAUGUGGAAUGACCUCUCCGAGAAGAAGAAGGCCAAGUACAAAGCGCGGGAGGCGGCAAUGAAGGCGCAGUCGGAGAAGAAGCACGGCUCAGAUAAAGAGGAGCGCGGGAAGCUGCCUGAGUCCCCCAAGACGGCUGAGGAGAUCUGGCAACAGAGUGUCAUCGGAGACUACCUGGCUCGUUUCAAGAACGACCGGGGGAAGGCGUUGAAGGCCAUGGAGGCCACUUGGAACAACAUGGAGAAGAAGGAGAAGUUGAUGUGGAUCAAGAAGGCGGCGGAGGAUCAGAAGCGAUACGAGAGGGAGCUGAGCGAGAUGCGGGCCCCUCCAUGCUCCACCAACUCCGCCAAGAAAAUGAAGUUCCAGGGAGAGCCGAAGAAACCUCCUAUGAACGGUUACCAGAAAUUCUCCCAGGAGCUGCUGUCGAACGGGGAGCUGAACCACCUCGCUGCCGGGGGGGGGCCGGACCCCCCCCCCCGGAGGGGGGGGAUGGUGGAGAUCGCCAGCCGCUGGCAACGCAUCUCCCAGGGCCAGAAGGACCACUACAAAAAACUGGCAGAGGAGCAGCAGAAACAGUACAAGGUGCACCUCGACAUCUGGCUCAAGAGCCUCUCACCCCAGGAGCGGGCUGCCUACAAGGAACACACUUCCAACAAACGCAAGAGCAUAGGGAAGAUCCGGGGCCCCAACCCCAAGAUGAAGCCAACGAUGCAGUCCAAGUCGGAGUCAGAGGACGACGAUGAGGAGGAAGAGGAGGAGGAAGAUGAUGACGAAGACGAGGACGACGACGACGACAACGGUGACUCGUCAGAGGAAGGCGGCGACUCCUCGGAGUCCAGCAGCGAGGAAGAGAGCGAGGAUGGGGACGAGAACGACGAGGAUGACGAGGACGAGGAUGAUGAGGAUGAGGAUGACAACGACUCGGAGGGCAGCAGCAGUUCCUCCUCCUCCUCGGGGGACUCCUCCGACUCCGACUCCAACUGA
Molecule: messenger RNA, 2262 nt
Organism: Nipponia nippon (crested ibis)
Lineage: Eukaryota; Metazoa; Chordata; Aves; Pelecaniformes; Threskiornithidae
Source: RefSeq, a predicted model, not a curated record